AAAGUCGUGGUUUCUCUCGUUGUUGGUUUUCUCUCAACUUGGUGACUGUUGGUGACCAGAGAAAUUAAACCAACCAUUUUUCAUUCAUAAAUAAAAAAAAAUUACACAUAUAUCAUAAUAAUAAUAAUAAAUCAUUAAUGCAUUUGGCAAUUGUGAGAUUAAAAAAUAAAAAAAUCUUAUCUAGUUUUUGAGUUAAUCUGUGAUUUUUUAAUAAUUUAUUUACAGGAUUAUAGCAGUAAACUGGCGACGUAAUAAGCAUUCGUUGCUCCACCGGACUUCUCAAAUACGGUAGAUUCUACUGUAAAGACAAAGACUCGGCUCGACCCCAGGUUUAUUUCUCAAUUGACAAGUAAUAGGAAAAAAAAAAACUAGGAAAAAAGGAAAAAAAUAAAAUUAAAAAAUGGAGGAAGAGCAGCAGCAGCAGCAGCAAUUAUCAAUGGAAGAAGGAACUGCAUAUGAACCACCAACAUAUGACAAAACAUUUCCUGAAUUGCCUGGUUCAACAGCAUCAUCAACACCACCACGUCCAUUUCAACCACAAAAUACACCAAUGAGAGUUGGUUCAACAAUGGUUACACAUGUAUUUCAUGUACCAGCUGAAGAAUUAAAUUCCGAACGUAAUAAUAAAUUUGGUGGUGGUGAAUCAAUGCGUACGUGUCAGUCAAUAAUGAAAGAGACACAUGCACAUAUUGAAAUAUCAGAAUCUAAAAAUCAAAGUUUAACAUUUUUAUUAACUGGAAAACAAAAUGAAGUAUUGGAAGCACGUCGUAGAAUAUUAUCAACAUUUCAAACACAAGCUAAAAAAGAUAUAACAAUACCAAAAGAACAUCAUCGUUGGAUACUUGGUAAACAACGUUUACGUUUAAAUGAACUUGAAAAAAAUACAGCAACAAAAAUAAUUGUACCAUCAUUUGAUUCACAAAGUAAUAUUAUAACAAUAAAUGGUACAAAAGAAGGUAUUGAACGUGCUGAACAUGAAAUUAAAGUAAUAUCAGAUGAACAAUCAAGAAAAGCAUUUGAACGUAUUAAUGUACCAAAAAUAUAUCAUCCAUUUAUACGUGGUGCAUAUGAUGAAAAUUUAACUAAAAUGAUAAAUGAUACUGGUGCUAGAAUAAAUAUACCACCACCAAGUGUACAAAAUGAUGAAAUAACAGUUGCUGGUGAAAAAGAUGGUGUAUUAACAGCUAAAAAAAUAAUUGAAGAUAUAUAUUGUGAUAUGGAAAAACGUUGUGCAUCAGUAUCAGUUGAAGUACCAAAAUCACAACAUAAAUAUGUUAUUGGUCAUCGUAAUUCAACAAUAUCAGAAAUAUUACAAUUAACUGGUGUAUCUGUUGAAAUGCCAAGUAGUGAUUCAACAACUGGUACAAUAACAUUACGUGGACCACAAGAUAAACUUGGUCAAGCACUUGAUAAAGUAUAUGAAAAAGCAAAUAGUGUUAAAACAGCAUCAAUUGAAGCACCAUCAUGGGUACAUAAAUAUAUUAUUGGACGUAAAGGUAUUAAUAUUAAAAAAAUAACUCAAGAUUUGCCAAAGGUUAAUAUUGAUUUUACAGUUAAUGUUGAUAAAAUUAAAAUUGAAGGACCACCACAAGAUGUUGAAAAAGCUAAAGAACAACUUGAAAAUGUUGCACAUGAUUUAAUUAAUAAAUUAACAUUUGUUGAACUUAGAGUUGAUCCACGUUUUUAUAAACAUAUUAUUGGUAAAAAUGGUGCAAAUGUUAAUCGUUUAAAAGAAGAAACAAAUGUUGUUAUUAAUUUUUUUGAUAAUGAUGGACAAAAUGUUAUUAGAAUUGAGGGUAAUCAAGCUGGUGUUUAUGAAGCUGAAUUAAAAUUAAUGGAUAUGGUUAAUAAAUUAGAAAAUGAAAAAGAAAAAGAUAUUAUUAUUGAUCAUCGUCAUUUUGCAUCAAUAAUUGGUAGUAAAGGUAUGAAUAUUGGUAAAAUACGUGAUAAAUUUAAUUACGUACAAAUAACAAUACCAGGACCAGAUGAUAAUGCUGAUAUUGUUAAAAUACGUGGACCAAAAUUAGAUGUUGAUCAAUGUCAUAAAUAUUUAAUGAAUCUUGUUAAACAACUUGAUGAAGCAUCAUAUUCAAUACAAAUUCCAAUAUUAAAACAAUUUCAUAAAUUUGUCAUUGGACGUGGUGGUAAUAAUUUACGUAAAAUACGUGAUGAAACAGAUACAAGAAUUGAUUUUCCAUCAGAAGGUGAUGCUGAUGAAGUUAUAACAAUAACUGGUAAAAAAGAAAAUGUUACACUUGCACGUGAUAUGAUACAAAAAAUUCAAAAUGAGCUAUCAAAUACAAUUGCUGAAGAAGUACAAAUAUCACCAAAAUAUUAUAAUUCAUUAAUUGGUACUGGUGGUAAAUUAAUACAUUCAAUUAUGGAAAAUUGUGGUAGUGUUAUUAUUAAAUUUCCACCAGCUGAUUCAAAUAGUGAUAAAGUUAUGAUACGUGGUACAAAAGAUGAUGUUGAAAAAGCUAAAAUACAAUUACUUGAUCAAAUACAUGAACGUGAAGUAUCUAGUUUUACUGAUACAAUUAGAGCUAAAACAGAACAUCAUAAAAUUAUUAUUGGUAGACAAGGUGUUAAUAUUAAAAAAAUACGUGAAUUAACUGGUGCACGUAUUAUAUUUCCAAAUGAAAAAGAUAAUGAUAAAGAAUUAAUAACAAUUAUUGGUAAAAAAGAUUCUGUUGAAAUGGCUAAAAAACAAUUAGAAGAUACAAUUAAAGAAAUUGAUAAUCAUAUUGAAGAUGAUAUUAUUAUUGAUCAAAAACAUCAUCGUCAUUUUGUUGCUAAAAGAGGUGCAUUAUUAAAUAAAAUAAGUGAAGAUUGUGGUGGUGUACAAAUAUCAUUUCCACGUGCUGGUAUUGAUUCAUCACGUGUUACAAUAAAAGGUACACGUGAUGCUAUUGAUGCUGCUAAACAAAAACUCAUUGAUAUUGUUAAUGAUUUAGAAAGUCAAAUAACUAUUGAAUGUGUUAUGCCACAAAUAUAUCAUCGUACUGUUAUGGGUUCAAGAGGUUCAAAAGUACAAACAAUAACAUCUAUGUUUGAUGUACAAAUUAAAUUUCCAGAACGUGAUACAACAGGCAAUGAUGAUUCAAAUCAUAAUCAACAUCAACAACCACAACAAGAAGAUGAACAACAACAACAACAACAAGAGACUAAUGGAGAAAAUGAAAAUGGUGAAAUAAAAGAAACACCAGCAUCAGAUAUUAUUUAUAUAACUGGUAAACCAGAAAAUGCUGAAAAAGCUAAACAAGCCUUACUUGAUUUAGUACCAAUAACUGAAGAAUUAUCAGUACCAUUUGAUUUACAUCGUUUAAUUAUUGGUAAAUCUGGUAAAGAUGUUAAAUCAUUAAUGUCAAGAUAUGAUGUACAUAUAUUUUUAUCACCAGCUGAAGAAAAACUUGAUUACAUUAAAAUAUGUGGUCCACCAUCAAAUGUUAAAGAAGCUAAAGAAGCUAUACUUGAACGUGUUGAUGAUCUUGAGGCAAAACGUAUUGAACGUGAAUUAAAAUCAUUUGAAUUAAAAUUCACAAUUGAUCCAGAAUAUCAUCCAAAAAUAAUUGGACGUGGUGGUGCUGUUAUUAAAAAAAUACGUACUGAUCAUGAUGUACAAAUUAAUUUUCCACGUAUUGGUGAUAAUGAUGAAAAUACAAUAACAAUUAUUGGCUUUGAAAAAAAUGCAAAUGAUGCUAAAGAUGAAAUUAUGAAAAUUGUUAAUGAACUCAAUGAUUUAUGUAAAGAAGAAGUACAAAUUGAUUCAGCAGUACAUUCACGUUUAAUUGGUGCAAGAGGUAAAAAUAUACGUAGAAUAAUGGAUACAUAUAAAGUUGAAAUUAAAUUUCCACGUAAAACUGAUGCUGAUUUGGAUCUUGUUACAAUUAUUGGUGCUGAAGAUAAUGUUUUAGAUGCUAAAGAUCAUUUAUUAAAUUUAGAACAAGAAUAUCGUCAAGAUUUGGAUGACAGAUCAUCACGUUCAUCAAGAAUGAGCAGAAGUGGAAAAAGAGAUUCAGAUAAUUCACUUCUUGGUGGUAAUGGUGGUGGUAGUAGUAAUGGUGCUGAUAAUGACAAUGGUUUUGUCGUUAAAGGUGGACCCUGGGAACAUGACAAGCCAAAAAUUGCACCAGACACAGCAAGUGUUGCUGAUUUUCCAACAUUUGUUGGGCAUGAUUCAAAUCAGAUGCCAAUGACUGCACCUGAAGGCCCAUGGGGAAGACGUUAAAAUUAUCUUUUAACACAUAACACACUCUCUCACAUACACACACACACACACACAAACACAACACACAAGAAAUAAAGAAAAAAGAAAAAAAAAAAAAAAGGUAACGUUCCUCUAACAAUAAAAUUGUUUGAGAACAAUAAUAUUAUUUGAAAGAAAAAGUUGAUUUUUCUUUCAAAUGUGAAUCUAUUGCUGAUGCUGCUGCAAAUUUGAAAAUACGACCCUGGCUUAUCUCACUGGACACUCAUUUAACAUAUUUAAAAUAAUUAAUAUCUAAAAAUAAAAAUCUGGAUGUAUAAAAUAUGAAAGAAAAAAAAAAAACAAUUAAUCCGAUUUUUAAAUGUUAAAUAACAAUUUAUUUAUUUAUUUAUUUAAUUGUUAUUUAACUAUUGUUUAUAGUAAAUUUUUUUUUUUUUUUUUAUGUUCCAUGUAUCUGUAACUGCAAUGCAUUCCAGAAAUACUCGAAAUGUCAAAUCGAUUUUUAUUUAAUUUUUUAGUGACGGUUAAGAAAAUGAGAAUACAUUUUUUUUUUUUUUUUUUAAUUGUAAUUAUGUGUUGCUCUAUAUAUACCUAAAUAUAUAUUUUUUUUUUUUUGUCAUUUUAUUUUUGUGUUUUUUUUUUUUUGUUAAAUAAAUCAUGCCUUCCAGAUACAGAUAUAUUGUACUUAAGAUUUCAAAUAAGAAUUGAAUUGUUUUUGUGCAAUUUGUGCUAAUUAAAUUUCUAUUUUUUCAUAUCAC
This is a messenger RNA of Aphidius gifuensis, 4962 nucleotides long. RefSeq names its product vigilin (gene Dp1). Gene Ontology annotation, cellular component: cytoplasm; nucleus. NCBI's taxonomy places the organism in Eukaryota, Metazoa, Arthropoda, Insecta, Hymenoptera, Braconidae. Bases 401 to 4228 code for a protein of 1275 amino acids. The record is from RefSeq and is a predicted model, not a curated record. Gene Ontology annotation, molecular function: mRNA binding. The transcript is spliced from 4 exons.